Calliphora vicina (urban bluebottle blowfly) is the source of this 1028-nucleotide messenger RNA. RefSeq lists its product as uncharacterized. The coding region runs from base 196 to 978 and encodes 260 amino acids. The transcript is spliced from 3 exons. Lineage: Eukaryota; Metazoa; Arthropoda; Insecta; Diptera; Calliphoridae. The record is from RefSeq and is a predicted model, not a curated record.
UCUUUAGACGACGAAUACACAAUAAAAUUGGUUUUUAUAAGUCAGUUGAAUUUGUUUGUUCGUUCAUACAAUUUUUUGUGUCAAAAAUUUAAAUUUUCAAACUCAUUUGUCAGUUUAACAAUAUUUUACCAAACGCCGGGAAAAGUUUUGGAACACAACUAAUCAUUUUAACCAAAGUUGUCAUUAAAAAUCAAAAUGGAUGCAUCAGAGAAGAAGUGCUUCAAGGUAACGAACAGUCGUCAAUUCCAAGUCUUGGUUAGUUUAAUGGAAGGGAAUUUACAAUUGGCUAGAUGCAUACCAUCUAAUACAAGAGAAAAACUAUCUGCGGAAGAGGCAUGGAAUGAAAUAGCACGGGAAGUGAACUCAUUUGGUCCACCAGAAAGGACGGGAUUCGAAUGGAAGAAGAUUUGGGGUGACUUAAAAUGUCGUACUAAGAAAAAGGUACUCGAAAAUACUAAAAUUCUCAAUGCCAGCGAGGAUGGUUCCAGUCGCUUAAUCUUCUUAAGUGAUUUAGAGCAGUCUGUUGAUAGAAUAUUGCAAUUUUCAACUAUGGCUACAGCGGAUGAAUCCGAGGAAUUUGAUACUGUUUUUAAUGAUUUGUUAACACCAUAUGAUGUCAAAAUUGAGACAGAUGCCGCAGCAACAACGUCACAACAUGAUCGAGGAAACAUCAAUAAAUGUAAAAACUCAAAAGCAUUUGCGGCCAAAAGAAGCAAACAAUUAUAUCAACAACAAAUAGGAAAAAGAAAAAUCGAUAAGCAGGUAAUCCAGUUUAAACUUUUACAGCAACAGGUCCAAACACAAGACAAAAUGUUUAAGGUAAUGAAAAUGCAAGCAGCAGCCACAAAAGCUAUCGCAGAAGCAACAAAUAGGCAGGCUGAGGCUUUGGCCACAAUAGCAGAUUCAACAAAAGUAAUAGCACAAUCGGUACAGGAAGCAUUAAAGCAUUUGAAGAGCGAUUCAAAUAUGUCUACUUAAAAUGCAAUAAUAAUUUAACAUUUUAAUAACUGGACAGAAGAAGCAAAUUA